Messenger RNA from Maudiozyma barnettii, 321 nucleotides. RefSeq names its product Dif1p (gene DIF1). The coding region runs from base 1 to 321 and encodes 106 amino acids. The transcript has a single exon. The record is from RefSeq and is a predicted model, not a curated record. Lineage: Eukaryota; Fungi; Ascomycota; Saccharomycetes; Saccharomycetales; Saccharomycetaceae.
AUGGAUAACACUACAACAAACAAACAAAAUAAAGUCGGGAACGAGGAAAGAGUCUAUUCUCCUAAUCAACGCAAUGAUUAUAUGGAAAAAUUGAGUAACAUCGGGAUGCGUAUAAGACAGACUGUCGACAGCAGUGCAGCGUUCCAAGGCCAGAACACUAAUACUAGCAUGUAUGCCGGCCUGAUUGUCCCCCAGUAUAGACAACCUAAUCUGGCUCAAGAACCACCAAUGCUAGCAAGAAAUGGAAGCUCCCUAUCCGACUUGGAAAUCAUGAACGAAUCGGCUGAAAACAUCAACAACAACGGUAAGAGAUCCUUCUAA